AUGAGAGAAUCAAAUACUCCCAUCACGUCUAAAUUCAUUGAUCCUACCAAGAAGGAAUUAACCCUUGAACAAAAGAAUAUCAUCGAAGCUAAUAGACAAAAGGCGUUGGAGAUACGAAGGAGGUUAGCUGAAACUAAUCGUGAUGGAUCAAUUAAUCCUCAUAUUGUGGAAGAUAAUAUACGGCUUAAUCAUAAUAAUAAGGAAGAUUUUUCAGCAGAGAAGAAAAGUUAUAAGUAUGAACCACCAGCGAUUAAGAGAAAGGAUUAUAUUGAAUAUGAUUUUUCUACCAUGAAGGAUAGUCGAGGUGGGUUUUUACCUGAUGAACUUGAAGAAAGUAGUAGUAAAGAGAAAGAAGAUGCUAUGGGACUUGAAGAAUGGAAGGAGAAACAAAAGAAACUACAAGAGAUUAAAGAAUUACCACCACCAUUGAAUAUAGAAGAUGCUCCUAAAUGUUUUGAAUGUGGAUCAUUAGAAGUUGAUCCUAAUUUAUAUACAAAUUUCCGUCAAGUUAGAGCAUGUCGGAAAUGUAUGAGAGAGAAACCGGAGAAGUAUUCAUUAUUAACUAAGACUGAAUGUAAAGAAGAUUAUUUAUUGACUGAUCCUGAAUUAAAGGAUUUAAAUUUAUUACCAAGAAUUGAAAAACCAAAUCCUCAUGGAUAUAGUCGAAUGCAGUUAUUCUUAAGGUUUCAAGUUGAAGAAUAUGCUUGGAAAAAAUGGGGAUCAUCAGAUGGAUUAGAUGAAGAAUGGGAGAAAAGAGAAAGUAAUCGAUUGAAAAGACGAGAUAAAAAGUAUAAUGAUCAAUUGAAAGAGAUGAGAAAGAAGACUAGAGCUGAAGAGUAUACUAGGAAAUUGAGGAAUGGACAAGGAUUAGGAGAAAGACAUGUUCAUGAAUGGUCAGCUGGUAUGGCAAUACCAGGUAAGGGUAAUGAAAAUAUGAUUAAGAGGAGAUGUAUGGGAUGUGGGGUUGAAACGGAAGAGAUAUUGAUUUGA
Molecule: messenger RNA, 990 nt
Organism: Scheffersomyces coipomensis
Lineage: Eukaryota; Fungi; Ascomycota; Pichiomycetes; Serinales; Debaryomycetaceae
Gene: RAD14
Product: Rad14p
Exons: 1
Coding region: 1-990 (329 amino acids)
Biological process (GO): nucleotide-excision repair, DNA damage recognition; nucleotide-excision repair involved in interstrand cross-link repair; base-excision repair
Cellular component (GO): nucleotide-excision repair factor 1 complex
Molecular function (GO): damaged DNA binding
Source: RefSeq, a predicted model, not a curated record